AUGGCCGGCGAUCCAGGGGGGCACUUCUCCCUUGCUCGGAUUCUGGAGCCUUUGCCUGUGCAGUGCACCGCGGCUUUCUGCGACGUGUUGGCGCACGUCGAUGCCACCCUCGCCUUGCCUGUCCUGAAAUGCGUCCUGUCCGAGCAGGGUUAUGGACAGGUCGACGACACUGUGCUGGCAAACGUUCUUUGGAAGGUGCAAACAUACUUGCCGAGCUUGGUGACCAACCGCUGCCAACCAGGCAAACUGGCAGCACGUUUGAAGGAAAUGCAGGAUGCGGCUCCAGAUGUUACCCUUGUUCGCACUCCUGCUCGCCAAGGCGCGUGCCCGCACUGCGAGGGGAUCUCCCUCUGCCCGUGCCCGGGCAUCGACAAAUGCGCCCGCGGCCGAAAUUUACCAAUUUUGGAAGCCGAAGCCGCCCGCGCGGGAACGCCACCAGAGAGCAAUGUUACCGUCCGGUAUAAAAUGUAUUCGUGGACCGCUGGCGUGCAGUACGCAGUGUUUGAAGAGAGCCGGUGCCCGAAGUGCUCGCGUUUCUUCUUGGGGGGAUGGUCCUACAGAAAGAACUUUGGCGAGCGUGGUCAGCCGACGUUCGGUCGCUGCACAGAUGUCAAGUUCGCGGGCAGUACGGUUGACGACCUGUACGUGGUCAUCCCCCGGCAGCAGAGUUAUUUUGCGGUGGAGACUCAUUUCCUGCGUACAGUCACAGACCAAUUGGCGUUCAGCGGGGCCCGGUUGACUGUGGGAGAUGAUUUGACCCUUGUACAUCACACCCGCGACUGCCUUGAACUCGCGUGGUUCACGUGGCAGGCCACGCGUUUGGCCGGCGACGCAGCUAAGGAGCAGACGUGGUCUUUCGAACUGUCGCAAUUUGAUGCGACGUUAGUCCAGCUGCAGCCUGCAUUCCGCAUGGCCAACUUGAGAAGAAUAGCUUCUCACGUGGCGUCGUGCCCGCGGUGCCAGCGUUUGCUCCUGGUCAUCGGCGACGGGAAGCGCGGGGCUUGCCGCCACGUCUGCGCCGGCACUGACGGGUCCAUCGCCUAUCCAGACGUGGGCGCCACGCUGUACACGGGGUGCCGGGCGCACGUCGGCGCCGAGCUGGCGCCGGCCCCGGACGGCGGCUUCGGCUUGGAGACCCGCUACGUCGUCGAAUGCAAGACCGUCGCCAGCGACGGGGAGCUCUUCGAAUUCUCGCUCCCGCGUUCCGAAGUGCGGCAGGAUCUCCUCGCGCAGUUCGAGAUCGGCAGUCUCCCCCUUCGGAGCGACCCGCGACAGAAGUUGCAGAAGCCGCCCACGUGGAAGAGCAAAUUGCAGAAGACGCUCUGGCAUGAGGGUGCCCGCGGUUCCUGCGCCCCGCAGCCGCCGCGGAGCAGCGCCAGCGGCGGGCUCAAGAGGAGCGCGCCGCCGCGGGUCGCCGCGGGGCGCGGCGCGCGCAAGAGGCGCGCGAUGGCGGAUGGCCCCCGCGCGCUGGCAUCCACUGGGCUCAGGAAGAGCGCGCCGCAGGGGGCCGCGGGGGCGCGCGGCAAGCGCCAAGGGCAGGCGAAGGCGAAGGCCGCCCCCGCGGGGGCAGCCGAGCCGCGCGGCCGGCGGCGGGGCAGCGCCGCGGCGCCCGCGCAGGCACUUGGGCGGGCGAAGCGCACGCCUAGCACUGCGGCCGCCGCUCGCCGCGACGCCGUCGGCUCCAAUUGGCUCUACGCUGCCCGCGAGGUGCCGGUCGAGAAAACGUCCUGCGGCAUCAGCAAAGAGAACGCGUCCGAGGCGCGGCGAAGGCGCUGCACGGGCGGUAUCGUGACCGCCGUUCUCCAGUGCGGCUAUCUGGCCGACUGGCAGGAAUUGUGGCGAGGGGAAGGCAUCGAGGUGAUGUACUUGUUCUUCCUCCGGCUGUUCAAGGAUCUUUCAGAGCUGAAGGCGGCGCUCCAAGUCAUAGGAUACGACAACGCGUGCCAGUUGCCCGCUUUCGCCAGGGCGAAGAGAGAGCUUCAGAAGCCGUGGUCCCAGGAGUUCGUGGAUAAGGUGAAGAUGAUCUUGGACGGCUUCCACAAGGGCAACCAUGCGUGGUGCCUGAGCAAUCUACCAGAGGUGGAUCCCGACUCUGAGGAUAAUGCAGUGCUCAUGGCGGGCAAGAACACGCAGGCUUGCGAGCAAUUGAAUUCCUGGAUCAACGAGCGCACUGCGCCUGGGCGGGAGAUGACUCCAGGCCACUUCGGCGUGUACUGGUGGGCUUUGUUCACGGAGCACAACGAGUGGCUGGUCCAUCAGGCGGAGUGCAACCGCAGGAGGUACGCCUGCGGCAACAUGAAGCACGACCCGGCAGUGGGUGACUGCGCUGGCGAUGAGAGGCUUGAACGGGGAUGCCUUUCGAGCGAAGUCGAGAGGAAGAGCAAGGAGAAGACGUCGCUCCAGCUGGACAACCCACUGCGCAACUGGCCGGCAACCACGGAGCAGCCGCACGGGACGGCCACGGGAGCGCCGCGAAGCAGUCUGCAGGAGAGCCGCACGGGGCAGCCCCGCGCUCGGCACCACCGCGUCACGGCCCGCGCGGUCUCCGCCUCCGGGGCCGCGCUCCGAAGCAUCCCGUCGAAGCUGCCCCCCCUUUGCCUGCGCUGGGUGCCCCCCGUGUGCCCCCCACGGCGCGACACCGCCGAGCCGACGCCGACGCCGAAGCGAUCUCCCGACCUGUUCGUGCCCGUCAGUCUCCGACGGGAGGGCAGGCAGGCCCUGGAGGAGCAGGGCCCCGGCGCUGCGGACCCCGCCCAGCUCGCGCAGAGCGCCCUGGGCGCCGCGCUGGCCCUGGCGCAGCAGCGGGGCGAGCACGCGGCCGUGGCCGAGGAGCUCCGCGCCCUGGGCGGCGCCCUGCCGCCCGGCGCCGGCGAGAAGGCGGACCAGGGACGGGGAGUCGAAGCCGAGCUGGCUGCGCCUUCGCGCCUAGCUGCGGUCAAGGAAGAGCUGCCCGCGGCCGCGGCCACGCCGAGCACCGCCUCGGCACUGCCGGCGUCGAGUGCCGCGGCGGCGGUGGAGCAAGGCUUUGUGGAGAGCGUGGUGCCUGGCCUGAGCGUGCAGAUGCUGCUAGGCAUGGCCAAUCAGGAGUUGUGGCAACACGCGUGGAACGUGACGUGGCAGAAGCAGGACUCCCUGGGCCUGUCCACGGACCAGGCGCAGGUCUACGCGCAGGCACAGAAGGUGUGGAAGCAGUGGCUGGCCGAGCGGGAGCGCCUCGGCAGGGAGCAGGCCGCCGCGGAGGGCCGCAGGAAGGCCGAGGAGACGAUUUUGCGCAACGCCAAAGCCGAGCAGGCGGCCAAGGAGGAGACGACGCUCGAGCAGGAGGCCGCGGAGAAAGAGGUGGCCGGCAGGCGGUUCGGCUCCGCGGUGUCCGCCGCGGUGCGGGCCGUGGCCGAGGAGAGCGGCUGCCCCUCGAGCAGCGCACCCUGGUCGGCACGCCGCCGCCUCCGGCGCAGGGCGCCCGGGACGCCGGCCUCACGGAGGAGCAGCUGCAGGCCCAGGACGACCAGUGGCAGAAGGAUGACGUGGCGCGGAAGGACCUUUGGACUGGGCGAAGCUGACCGCCGACGUGGAGAAACGGCGCCGAGCAAAGGACAGGGAAACGCCCCGGUCGGGGCGCGACCUGUGCGCCCUGGUGAAGCAGCGGUGCCCCGACAUGCCCUUGCAGUUCGAGCGGCUGUUGGCCGUGUGCCCAAAGGGCACCACCGUCCGGCAGCUCGUGCAGGCCAUGGCCAAGGAGCCGCAGGAGUUCCGCCAGAGCUGGGACGGCAGCGAGUACUGCGUGCGCCCCGUGAACUCCCGGUGCGUCGACUGGCUGCCAGUGCAGGCGACCACCUCGCCGCCGGGCUUCCGGGAGGACGCCUCCCUGCCCGAGGACCGCUCGGGGCCGGAGGUGCCGGGAGAGGCUGA
Prorocentrum cordatum is the source of this 3909-nucleotide messenger RNA. The record is from the annotation of a GenBank genome assembly. Lineage: Eukaryota; Dinophyceae; Prorocentrales; Prorocentraceae.